Paramecium tetraurelia is the source of this 609-nucleotide messenger RNA. RefSeq lists its product as uncharacterized. NCBI's taxonomy places the organism in Eukaryota, Ciliophora, Oligohymenophorea, Peniculida, Parameciidae. The transcript is spliced from 3 exons. The record is from RefSeq and is a predicted model, not a curated record.
AUGCAAAACUUAGAGGUUUAAUUAUAAUUGUCUCAGACAGGAACCCAAUUCUCUCCCUAGUCGUUUGAAGAUGAGAUGUUACAAGAAUACUUAGAGAUUGAAGUGUAAAAGUAGGGCUUUUCUAUGUUAUUCGAAGAGUUGCUUGUCUGCUCCAAUAUUCCUUAGGAAGAACCAUAACGUCAUAAGAAUUUAAGUAGGAAUACCAAAAUCAACUAAUUCAGAAGAAGAUCCCACAAAGUUGUGAAGAAGUAACAAGAAAGGAAAAGAAAUUAAAAAUCAACAUAGACUUUUCUUUAGGAAAAGAAGCAAAGAGUCUUUAAUGAAUUUAAAUUAAAGGAAUUUUAAGCUUAGGGUAAUACAUAAGAGACUCAAGGGGAAUAAGGGGAAUGGCAAGGAGAUCAUUAGAGUCAUGUUUAGGAGCAUCAUGCUAUUCCCCUUAGUUUACUCAGAGAAGAUUAGAAUUUAGUGCUCCUAAACUUGUGUAAUGAUAAUUUUAAUAUCAAUGACAAUUGUAUUGAAUAGAAUAAUUACGAAAUCAACAGCAAUAAAUUUGAGAUGAAUGCAUAUUUGAUACCAAAAGCACUUGCACCAAAAAUACCAAAACUUUGA